This is a messenger RNA of Pararge aegeria (speckled wood butterfly), 3106 nucleotides long. RefSeq names its product thiamine transporter 2-like. The transcript has 7 exons. NCBI's taxonomy places the organism in Eukaryota, Metazoa, Arthropoda, Insecta, Lepidoptera, Nymphalidae. Gene Ontology annotation, biological process: transmembrane transport; vitamin transport. The record is from RefSeq and is a predicted model, not a curated record. Gene Ontology annotation, cellular component: plasma membrane. Gene Ontology annotation, molecular function: vitamin transmembrane transporter activity. The coding region runs from base 436 to 1746 and encodes 436 amino acids.
CAAAAGUCCUCGAAAUCAGUUUUUUUCUUUUAUUUUUGCGAAAACCCAAUUCGUGAAGUGAAUUGAAUUUCCUGUGAUUAUUUUAUUACAACUUAUUUGUAGAUAUUGGCAAAGUCACAGAAAUUAUUAUAGCAAUAAGUACAAUGACCCAUCAAAUAUUCGUAAAAUAAAUGAGAAACCUGUUGCGGUUAAACCUCUCCCAGCGUGUUUUUAAAAACAAAAUAAUUUAGAGAACAUAAAAUGCACAGACCCAGGAACUUAUGAACGUCGGAAUAAGAGCUAACAUCUUACAAAUUAUAACUGGCCACGAUGGUCCGCAAUUUAAUGAGUAGAACAACAUUACGUAAACAUUUGUAUAGCGAUACUCUGAAAGGCUGCACGUUGCUCCCAUGCUGUCUUGAACAUAAUUUUUCGUUUUUCGUGACUUAAAUAAAAAUGGAAGACUGGAUAAAAGUAACUCUGAUACUAUGUUUGUUUGGUACGUUACGAGAGAUACGACCCUCUGAACCUUUCGUUACUGAAUUCCUGUCUGGUGAAUGGCGCAAUAUUACACAGGAACAAUUAAACCAAGAUGUUUAUCCCGUGGGAACAUACUCAUAUUUGGGGCUGCUUGUUCUAGUAUUUUUGAUCACAGAUUUUCUACGUUUCAAGCCAGUGAUUAUUCUAUCAGGUCUAAGUGGGAUAUCAGUUUAUGCAGUCCUCCUAUGGACUUCAAGUUUGAAAUGGGUGCAAGUGUCCCAAUUUCUCUAUGGACUGUAUAUGGCCACAGAAGUCGCAUAUUUAACGUACAUUUAUGCAAAGGUGGAUCCCGAUAAGUAUCCGCUGGUAUCCUCUUACACACGGAUUGCGGCACUGACCGGCCGCUUUGUGUCCGGUGUUAGCUCGCAAUUACUUACGCAUUUCGAUCUGAUGAAUUAUAGAGAUCUCAAUUAUAUCACUCUGGUUGCUCAAGUUUUGGCUACUUUCUGGGCGUUUUGGUUGCCACCUGUGCCUUACGGGAUCUACUUUCACCGUCGUUCUCGUACAUCGCUGCAACUUGACAUUGACCACGCCGACAAACACACACCUCCAUCUAGUCCAAGUAAUAGGCGCUCGAUACGUAGGGGCAUAACAGAUGCGGCGACUUUAAUAACGCGCCACGCCCGCCUAGCGUACACACGACCGAAGGUGCUCGCGUGGUCGGCGCUGUAUGCAGUCGUGUUGGCGCUGUUCGUACUCGCCCAAACUAACAUGCAGAUACUUUGGAAACUUGUGCAAGGGGAGAGCAAUGAAACGGUAGCAUACAACGGUGCAGUGGAAGCGAUACUAACUUUGCUGGGUGCAUUCGGUGCUUUCAUUGCGUCGUACUGCACUAAGGCCUUGCUCCCAGCGCCCGUGGCCGCGGUGCAAGGGGUGGCGACAUUCGUGGGCACGUACGUGCCUAACGUGUUCGCGUCUUAUGUUGGCUACAUAGUUAUGGGCAUGCUGUUCCACUACACGAUCACUUUAGCCAGUGCAAAAAUAGCAAGUCAGCUUACCGACGAGAGCUGCUUCGGUCUCAUAUUUGGCAUCAACACCCUCGUCGGCACUGGACUCCAAUCUAUACUAACAUUAAUACUCAUCCAGACAAUGAAGCUACCAAUAACAGCCCAGUAUUUCACCAUCAGUGGACUGUUCCUUGUACUGGCCUCCGCAUGGCUUCUGGGGUGGAUAGUGCACCUAUAUAAACAAAAUAAAAGUAUUAACAUUACCAAUCAGUAUGGAUAACAAUAUAAAGGUUUAAGCCCAUUAAGAAUAAAAAUAGCUACACAAAAUAGGGUUAAAAAUGAAUACACUAACAAUAUUUCUAUCUAAAUAAACUUGGCAAGAAAAACAAAUUUUAACCAAAUUAUUAGGGCUCCUCCUGAAAUACCAAUAUAGUUUAUGUAUAGAUAUAUAUAUCUAUACAAAUAAAUACAUCUUAAUGUAUCUGUCUGUUAUAUCUAAAUAACUGCCUUUUAUUAUGCUCAUAUUACUAGAUAAUGGUGAUACUUCAGUGGGUAGGACUUUAACUUCACUUUCGGUGAGCAGAGUACAAAUCCCAGCAUUCCCUCUAACUUUAAAGUUAUGUGCGUUUAAAACUAAUUAAAAUAUCAUUUGCUUCAACUGUAAAGGAAAACGUGAGGAUGCUGCAUACGCGAGAGUUCUCCAUAAAGUUUCUCAAACGGCGUGUGGAGUCCACCAAUCCGCAGUGGGCCAGCGUUUUGGGCUGUGGCCUCAAACCCUUAUCAUAGUCAGAAAAGACCCGUGCCCUGUAGUUGGCCGGUAAUGGGUUCAUAUUAUAACCUAAACACACGAUUCCAACUUUAAUACAUUUAGCAUCCUAAAAUUAUCUUUGGAAUAGCUGAACUGAUUUUGAUAGGAUAUUCAGAAGACACUUUGAAGGAUUAUACAAUGACAAAGACUCCUUUCUAAAAGUUAUCUUGAAAUUAUGGGCAUCUUCUAUGUAUCUAGAUCUUUCAAAUUCCAAAUUAAAUAGGGGGAUUGCAAAUUUUUGUAGGAUAAAUAAAAAUAAUAUAUUCCAUUUUAUCUAACCUGUCUUAAACUCUUUGUUUUAGUUUCAUAGUAGUGCAAAGUACUUAAAAAAAAAAUAUUAUUAAAAGCUUAUUAUAAUAUACAAAAAAGAAAUCUCAAUUUAUUUGUAAUUACACAAAUGUAGACAGGUAAAGAAUAAUGGACUGUUAUUGCAAAGCCUAUGUUGUAAUAGCGGUGAUAACCUAGUAGGUAUGGCUUCAGCUAUCCUUUCGUGAAGAUAGAGUUGGAGCCCCGGAACUGGCUUGUACGUUUUUAAUUUAAGCAAUUUAAAUAUCAUUUGUUUUAAACGAUAAAGGAAAAGAACAUGAGAAAACCGGCAUGCCUGAGAGUUCUCCAUAAUGUUCUCAACAGCCUGUGAAGUCUACCAAUCCUCACUUUACCAGCCUGGUAGACUAAUGCCUAAACCCUUCUCAUUCUGACACUAUACACAGCUUUCAUCAUUUCAGAUGCUAUGUCUUCUAGGUAUAUAUGUAGACUAAAAAGACUGGGAAACGUUAAAUUUAGAAGAUAAAUAUCCAUUUAAAUUAGAAUAUUUUCAUAUGUAAAAUUAACA